GCUCCAGGGUUUCCUGUUGCUGGUUCCAUACACUCAAACCCUUCCAGAUUUUUUUUUUCUCCCAAUCAUCGAUAGCUUCGCUCUAGCUUGCGGUACUUGUGCUGCAAGAGAUACUGGAAGCGGCAAACUGCAGCAUCAGAUUAACAAACGCAAGGGUUCUAUGCGCUGCUGCAUCACAGCCUAGUGAUUCUACAAAGAAAGCCAGGCUUCUUUUCAUGCCUCUCUACUAGGGUUUUAGAUAUAUAUGUUGCUUGUCUGACUGUAACUGGAUUCCCAAAUUUAAAUGAAAUUGGAUUUUUAACGUCUGUCAAGAUCUAAAAUGGCAAAAUAUUGCGUUUUUUUCCAUCUUUUGAUUAUAUAUUUCACAAUGAAUUAUGUACUUGCUUCACAAGGUGAAGACUCUGAGUGGAUCAUGCAAGAAGAGAAUUUUAUUCAUGUGAGUGUAACUCGGAACAAAAUCAUGAGUGCACAGUACGAAUGUUAUCAAAAAAUAAUGCAGGAGCCUGAACAUGGGAAGCAAGGUCGGUUUUGCAACAGAACGUGGGAUGGCUGGUUAUGUUGGGGAGAUGUAGUGGCAGGAGAUAUAUCUGAGCAGCACUGCCCAGAUUACUUUCAAGAUUUUGAUCCAUCAGAGAAAGUUACUAAAGAAUGUGAUGAACAUGGACACUGGUUCCGGCACCCUGAAAGUAACAGAACAUGGACAAAUUAUACUCAGUGUACUACAUCAACACAAGCAAAGUUAAAGACUGCCCUUAAUUUGUACUAUUUAAGUAUAAUUGGACACGGACUCUCAAUUGUAUCACUUUUAAUAUCCUUGUGCAUCUUCUUUUACUUCAAGAAUUUAAGCUGCCAGAGAAUUACACUCCAUAAAAAUUUGUUUUUCUCCUUCGUUUGCAAUUCUAUUGUUACAAUCAUUUCACUAACUGCAGUGGCCAACAAUCAACCUUUAGUGGCCACCAAUCCAGUUAGCUGCAAAAUAUCACAGUUUAUCCACUUUUACCUGAUGGGAUGUAAUUAUUUCUGGAUGCUAUGUGAAGGAAUAUACUUGCACACAUUAAUUGUUGUGGCUGUUUUUGCUGAAAAACAGCAUCUAAUGUGGUACUAUCUACUAGGUUGGGGAUUUCCACUGAUCCCUGCAUGUAUUCACGCAGUUGCUAGAAGUAUAUAUUUCAAUGACAAUUGCUGGAUUAGUUCUGACACGCAUUUGCUAUAUAUCGUCCAUGGACCAAUUUGUGCUGCACUGUUGGUGAAUCUUUUUUUUCUGUUAAAUAUUGUACGCGUUCUCAUAACAAAACUGAAGGUCACCCAUCAAGCAGAAUCAAAUCUCUAUAUGAAAGCUGUUAGAGCAACCCUCAUACUCGUUCCUCUUUUUGGGAUUGAGUUUAUAUUGUUUCCAUGGAGACCAGAAGGGCGGAUUGCAGAAGAAGUGUACAACUAUGUUAUGCAUAUCCUCGUGCAUUAUCAGGGAUUGUUGGUGGCUACAAUUUUCUGCUUUUUUAAUGGGGAGGUGCAAGGAGUCUUAAAAAGACAAUGGAAUCAGUACAAAAUUCAGUUUGGAAUUAGUUUAGCUCAUUCAGAAGGUCUUCGUUCUGCUUCAUACACAGUGUCUUCUAUCAGUGAGGUCCAGGGUACUACGUAUGUGGCUGAUUAUAGCAGUGAACACUCAAAUGGGAAAAACUGCCAUGAUAUGGAAAAUGUUUUUAAAUCAGAGAAGUCAUACAUGUAAAAUAUGUUAUUACUGCUUUUUAUAUAAAUAGAUUUUUAUUGUCUAUUUGAAAACAAUAAAUAUAUAUAUAUAUUGAACAAAUAUAUAUAUAUAUAUAUAUUGAACAAAAAGCCUUGCACUCCUACCAAUAGAUAAAUAUG
Messenger RNA from Pelobates fuscus (common spadefoot toad), 1866 nucleotides. It is a transcript of the gene CALCRL, whose product is annotated as calcitonin receptor like receptor. Lineage: Eukaryota; Metazoa; Chordata; Amphibia; Anura; Pelobatidae. Gene Ontology annotation, molecular function: adrenomedullin receptor activity; calcitonin receptor activity; calcitonin gene-related peptide receptor activity. Gene Ontology annotation, biological process: angiogenesis; adenylate cyclase-activating G protein-coupled receptor signaling pathway; cell surface receptor signaling pathway. The transcript is spliced from 13 exons. Bases 320 to 1726 code for a protein of 468 amino acids. Gene Ontology annotation, cellular component: plasma membrane. The record is from RefSeq and is a predicted model, not a curated record.